Nylanderia fulva is the source of this 5233-nucleotide messenger RNA. RefSeq lists its product as uncharacterized. Lineage: Eukaryota; Metazoa; Arthropoda; Insecta; Hymenoptera; Formicidae. The record is from RefSeq and is a predicted model, not a curated record. Gene Ontology annotation, molecular function: heme binding; peroxidase activity. Gene Ontology annotation, biological process: response to oxidative stress.
UCGCCGCGUGGUUAUGCGAAGAGGAGGCUAUCACGACGCUGUCCGCGACGGGCCUCAGUAUCCGCCGGAGAGUUGUCGGAGUUACGUGUUGCCUCCUCGUCUUAUAUAUAUAUAUAUAUAUAUUUACGCGACAUCGCGAUACUGGUGUAACAUCUGACAGAGCUUAAGAGUGAGCCGCGAACGGAACAUUUUCCGCCGAAUUAUAUCUUCGUGCCGAAACGGAGCGCAAAUAGCGAGAAAAAGAGAGAGAGAGAGAGAGAGAGAGAGAGAGAGACACCGCAGCGUGCGCGGGAAAAAGGCACGCGAUUUUUAAAAGCAGAGACGCGCAGAAAAACAAGUUGGAAAGUUGACAGAAAUGGUGACAGCUAAUUGGCUCAGAAGCAGCCUGGUACUGCUGAGCAUUGUGAUACCAGCAAUAUUAUCAACAGUCAAUCAAUUCGACAUUUCCGAGUACAUCUACGGAAUAGAUCAUGAUUUACAAGCGAGAGCGCGUUCGGCCAUCGAAGCGGAGAGAUUUACCUAUCGAUCGCGUGCUAAUAGGAUACAGGCAGUCAACACGGCUUGCAGAAUUCGAUCGGAAAGACCGUGUCCUCCAAGCAAGUACAGAACACCCUCGGGUGCUUGCAAUAACGUGAGACAUCCUGCUUGGGGUGCUAGAGGUUCACCGUUCCUCAAAUUACUGCCGUCAGCGUAUUCGGAUGGUAUCUCGAGACCACGUCAAUCCGUCAGCAGUCACAGCCUACCUACAUCGAGCGACGUCAUCUCCAGUGUUUUGACGUCCAUUCCAGAGGUAGGAAGUCACGAGGGUCUGACGAGUCUCUCUGCAGUUUGGUCGGAGCUGGUACUCCAAGAUAUCGCUGCUACGGUGCAUUCCGUGGGUCCCGAAGACAAAUGUUGCACGAACGAGCAGCGUCAUCCGGAGUGCUACGAGAUGCGCGACGAGAAAUUUGGUUGCGAACGCUAUUGGCGAUCGGUACCAAGUUUGACGGUGUACGGUUGUCAGUUCGAGACGAGAGAGCAGAUGAACGGCGUCUCGGCGUAUCUCGAUGGUUCCGGGAUCUACGGCGUCACCGACGACAAGCUGCAUUUGCUGAGAACGUACGACGACGGCAAGGUGAAUCCGAACGCCUGCAAACGAUGUAACGAAACCGAUCGGGACGCGCUCGAUCAGCUGCAUCAGGUUCUCCUACGCGAGCACAAUCGCGUAGCGGAGAAAUUGGCGGAGGUGAACGUGCACUGGGACGAUUCGAAAGUGUUUCUGGAGGCGCGUCGCAUCGUCGUCGCGCAGCUGCAGCACGUCACCUUCAACGAAUACGUACCGGCGAUAUUGAGAGAAGCCGCGCUGGUCGAUCCCGAGCUUAGACCGCUCGGGAACGGCUUUUACACCGGUUACUCGUCGUCCAACAAGGCGGGCACCUAUCACGCCGUGGCUCUGACAGCUCUGCGUGCUCUCGCGUGGACGCGCGCCGAUGGAAAAGACAGCAUGGACGAGCACGCAUCCGCGUCGGCCAGUCGUGUCGGUUUCGCAUCUGCGUCGAAUGCGGCUGUUUGGUCCAUGCACGAGGCGCGGGAUCACGGAGUACCUGGAUAUGUUCAAUUUCUGACAGACUGUUUGGGAGAGACUGUUAAGAUUGAAAACUUUACGAAUCUGGAGCGAGUAAUGCGAUUCGAACACGCGCAGCUGCUAAGCCGAAUUUACAUGAAUCCAGAAGACGUGGAUCUUAUUGUGGGUGGAAUCCUAGAAACUCCGGUCACUGGUGCCGCGGUCGGACCAACGUUCGAGUGUCUUCUUAAGAAGCAGUUUGCGACGAUAAGAAAUUCCGAUCGCUUCUGGUACGAGAACGAUAUUCCACCGUCAGGAUUGACGACGGCGCAACUGGCCGAGAUCAGGAAGGUGUCUCUCGCUGGCAUUAUAUGUGCCAACACGGAUAUCCGCAGGAUACAGCCGAGAGUGUUUAUCCGACAGGAUCCAUACCUGAAUAGCAAAAUCAAUUGCGAGCAGUACGAAUCGUUGAGUGUCGCGGCGUGGAUCGAGGAAUCGUUGCCACUUCCUGUGAUGCAGCAAAAUCUAAUAAGCUCGAACGCGUACGAAUCAACGCGAUCCGUGCCGGAAAUUAGUCCAGAUGUACUCGCCGCCGCGGUGAAGAGAGCGGAGGAAGAGCUAAUCGAGCGUAAGCAGCUAGAAUACAAUGCUUGGCUGGAGCAGAAAGUCGUCGAUCCGAAAUCGGCUGCCGGGACUGCGGCCAGUUUUUCCAAGGCUAACAAAGACGCUCUGCUACUUGCUAAUUCAUCUAUCAUGUACGAGUUGGCCACCAACGAAAUUUUGAACAGCAUACACGAUCUUCGACGUAGGAAGCGCCAAGUCUUUGAGAAUACGGAGAAUGUCUUGGGAUUUCCCAACGCAAACGAAUUCUCCGAUUUGCUGCAAAACGUUGACAUCUCCGGCUUUCUGAAUCAUCAUCAUAAGCCGACCAAUCACGAGGAGGUGCAGUGUCCCGUAGACGACUCUCCGUGCGACCCUACCACGCCCUAUCGGACUUUAUCGGGUCAUUGCAACAAUCUGCGUAGUCCCAGUCUCGGUAAAUCGUUGACGACCUUCGCUCGCCUGUUGCCGCCCGCUUACGAGGAUGGCGUUUCUAAACCGAGAAGCACUUCCGUUACCGGCGCACCACUACCGAAUCCUCGAGUAAUCUCCACCGUAAUCCAUCCCGAUAUCUCGAAUUUGCACAAUCGCUACACGUUGAUGGUGAUGCAGUUUGCGCAGUUUUUGGAUCACGAUUUAACCAUGACACCCAUACACAAAGGCUUCGCGGAAUCGAUUCCCAGUUGUCGAUCGUGUGAUUCGCCACGCAACGUUCAUCCCGAAUGCAAUCCGUUCCCAGUGCCGCCGGGUGAUCACUUCUAUCCUACCGUGAAUGUUUCGUCGGGCGCACGUAUGUGUUUCCCGUCAAUGAGAUCGCUGCCGGGCCAACAGCACCUGGGACCCCGCGAACAGGUGAACCAGAAUACCGGUUUCCUAGACGCGUCGGUGGUUUACGGCGAGAAUUCUUGUAUUUGUAACAUUCUGCGCGGUUUCAACGGCCGCAUGAACAUCACGGUGAAUACGAGACGCGGUAGGGAUCUGCUGCCACAAUCGAUGACCCAUCCGGAAUGCAAAGCCCGGUCGGGCUUUUGCUUUAUCGGCGGUGACGGCCGCGCUUCGGAGCAGCCGGCAUUGGCUGUCAUGCACACUAUGUGGGUGCGUGAACACAAUCGAGUUAUGGAAGGCUUGCGGCAGACGAAUCUCCACUGGGACGGUGAGAAGCUAUUCCAGGAGACGCGACGCAUUCUUAGUGGUAUGCUGCAGCAUAUCACGUAUAAUGAGUUUCUGCCGAGGAUCCUCGGAUGGAAUGCCGUUAGCCUGUAUGGUCUAAAAUUGUUACCUCAAGGUUACUAUAAAGAAUACUCGCCUACUUGCAAUCCUAGUGUACUCAACGAAUUUGCCACCGCGGCCUUCCGGAUCGGCCAUUCGUUGCUACGACCACAUUUGCCACGUAUGGACCGCAACUACCAAAACAUCGAUCCGCCCAUUCUAUUGCGCGAUGGAUUUUUUAAUCCGGAUAUGCUUUAUCAGGAAAAUAUGAUAGACGAGAUGAUAUGCGGUUUGAUGGCCACACCGAUGGAAACAUUAGACCAAUUUAUCACCGGCGAGGUAACCAAUCAUCUGUUUGAGCAACAUGGUAUACCGCAUUCUGGUGUGGAUUUAAUAGCCCUGAACAUUCAUCGCGGCCGCGAUCAUGGAUUACCAUCGUACAAUCAUUAUAGAGCGCUCUGUAAUUUGAAGAAGGCAACCACGUUCGAGGAUUUGUCCAGGGAAAUGGCGCCGGAAGUGAUAGCUCGCAUGAAACGCAUAUACGCUUCCGUCGACGACAUCGAUCUGUUUCCAGGUGGUAUGAGUGAACGACCACUUCAAGGCGGUCUAGUCGGACCCACUUUCGCAUGCAUCAUCGCCAUUCAAUUCAGACAAUCGAGGAAAUGCGAUCGUUUUUGGUACGAGACGGAUGAUCCAAAUAUCCGCUUUACUGAGCAUCAAUUGGCAGAAAUUCGCAAAACCACCUUGACCAAGGUGAUGUGCGAGAACAUGGAUCAUCAAAUGGAUAUGCAAAGGGCGGCGUUUGAUCUACCCAGUAAUUUUUUGAAUCCGCGUGUACCCUGUAGCUCCAUGCCCCAUAUGGACUUUUCUGCCUGGCGAGAGACCAGACACGGUUGUCAAAUUGGGGGGAGAAACGUCGCUGUUGGCGAGUCUGGCUUUCCCACACCUUGCACCAGUUGCGUUUGCACCGCCGAAGGCACGCAAUGUGCUUCGUUAAGGGUCACGGAUUGCAACCAACUUUUACGAGAAGCUUCUCGAGAAGCAAUCUUGCGCGACGACGUAUGUACCGCUCAAUGUGGUUUUGUCCUAGCAGCCACAGAGUCUUCCACGAGACUACAACAAUUUACCACGCCUAGUAGCUCUGGUUUUCCCGGCUUUCCGCCACACACGAAUAACUUGAGAAGUUCACCAACCCCGGCUUCGUUCAACGGUUUUAAACUGCCCGAUCUUUCGCAGUUUAUUGGCUGAGUCACAAGAGAUGGGAAGACUUAAAACUCGUAACUCGUUUACUGAUUAUUGUAUUGUAUGCAGGAAACACACUGCCUCUUUCUUUUGAGAGACUGUACGACAAUGCGAUCCUAAAAUAUCAUAACCGGUUGGUCGUGCUCCAGCUCAAUACUUUAAAGAAAAAAAUACAAGGGAAGAGGAGAAAGAGCGAGAGGGCACGUCUUGAAUGUAAUGCAAGAUAUUUAUCGAAAGAUAAAAGAUAGAGUACCUGUCGGCGUGUAAAUAUAGAUGAUAAGGCAUAAGAAUUUAAUUUAUCGGAGUAAAAUGAGAUCGCAUCGUCGAAAAAUAAAAGAGAGCAGGAAGACAUACAAACGCACGGGAUAUGUAACUUUUCAAACGAGGAAUAUUGCGUUAAAUAAGCGCAUAAAUGAGAAAUGACGAUGGACGACUCGCGAUAAAUUAUCGUGUUGUAUAUUGUGGUAAUGUUACGUUACUGCGAAAACUAGGAUCGAAAAGGUACGUACAGGACAUAUCGGGUGAACGCGCGCCAUGUCAUGUACUGUGCGACACGUGUCGGCGCCACUUCACACGUUUUGAUGAUAGGUGGAAUCGGCACAGAGAAAUAAAAAAUAGAAAUAAAACGUUCGUUUUGAA